CCUGCCCAGCAGUUCUUUCACAAAGCUCUAGAAAACUGUGAAAGUGCCUUCAGCAUAAACAAAUCCAGAACUCUCCUAGGACAAAUCUUUUGCCAACUGAAGGAAAGGACUGGGUUUAUGGUUUCACUCAGAGCUAGAGGUGGAAACUCUCUGGGGGCACCAGCCGGACAGGCAUCGGGGGAUGUCACGGCAGCAAAACAAGUGUAUGUGAAGAUGCUAUUUGUGUGUUACCUUUGAGAAUAAUCAAAGCCAAAAGUGACGUGUCAGCUUUGGUAUCUGGGACCUAGGUGGCCACCCUUCCCUACCUUCACUAAGCCAUAUUCUUGGUGACACCCAUCAGCAUCUUGGUGAGUGGAUAGUGAGACUCUUCGGUCUAGGGCCGCCAUAGCUAAGCCCGGGGCCUCCCUCUGGCUAGUCCUCCCCCUUUUCAUAGGAUGGAUGAGGACGCACCAGAUGGGCUACUCUUCAAAGACCAUGACUUCUCCUCUGACUUGCUGAAGCAGCUCAAUGGUUUAAGACUAAAUGGGGUCCUGACAGAUGUGAGCAUCUGUGUGGGAGCUUGGGAGAUCCCCUGCCACCGAAAUGUGCUGGCCUCCAGCAGCCCCUACUUCAGGGCCAUGUUCUGCAGCAACUUCCGGGAGAGCAGUGAGGCCAAAGUGCAGUUGAAAGGCAUCGACCCUGAGAGCCUGGACCAGGUGGUCCUAUAUGUGUACACUGGGGAGGCGCACAUCACAGCCCAGAACGUUCUGCCCCUGAUGGAGGCAGCCUCCAUGCUCCAGUAUCCCAAGCUUUUUGAGGCCUGCUCCUCAUACCUCCAGGGACAACUGGCCCCCAGCAACUGCCUGGGCAUGAUCCGACUCUCUGAAAUCUUAAGUUGUGAGACCCUCAAGAAAAAAGCCAGGCACAUGGCCCUGACAUACUUUCCAGAGGUGGCCGCGUCGGCCGACCUGAAGGAACUCUGCGCCUUGGAGUUGAGAGACUACCUCGGUGAUGACGGGCUGUGUGGGGAGGAGGAGAAGGUGUUUGAGGCCCUCAUGGUGUGGAUCAAGCAUGACCUCCAGGCCCGGAGACGACACGUGCAGGAACUGUUCAAGCAGGUUCGUCUUCAGUACAUCCACCCGGCCUUCUUCCACCACUUCAUUGCCAACGAUGCCCUCCUCCAGUCCUCGCCCUCAUGCCAGACCAUCCUGGAGACAGCCAAGAGGCAGAUGUUUUCCUUGUAUGGCUCCACCAGUGCCCCAGACCUCCAGCCUCCAUUGCACGCCCCCCCAAGGAAUUCUUACCAAGAUUUCCUCAUCCUCUUGGGGGGCAGGAAGGACAACCAGCAGACCACCAGGGAUGUUCUGAUCUACAGUGGACAGACUGGGCGAUGGCAGAGUCUCACCAAACUCCCCAUGCGGCUGUACAAGGCCACAGCUGUGGCCCUGCACCGCAGCGUCUAUGUGCUGGGGGGCAUGGUUGUGGGCACGGGGAAGAGCAUGCCAAGUCGCAAUGUCUACAUCUUCUCCCUGAAACUCAAUCAGUGGAGUCCGGUGCAGCCCAUGCUGGUGGCCCGCUACUCCCACAGAAGCAUUGCCCAUAAGAACUACAUCUUCUCCAUCGGGGGCAUUGGAGAAGGGCAGGAGGUCAUGGACUCCAUGGAGAGGUACGACAGCGUCUGCAACGUCUGGGAGAGUAUGGCCAGCAUGCCAGUGGGCGUGCUCCACCCUGCAGUGGCUGUGAAAGACCAAAGACUCUACCUCUUUGGGGGAGAGGACAUCAUGCAGAACCCUGUACGCCUUAUUCAGGUUUAUCACAUUUCCAGAAACAUGUGGUUCAAAAUGGAGACGAGAAUGAUCAAGAACGUGUGUGCCCCCGCAGUGGUGCUGGGGGAGCGGAUUGUCAUCGUGGGAGGCUACACCCGGCGGAUUCUUGCUUAUGACCCUCAGUCCAACAAGUUUGUCAAGUGCGCAGACAUGAAAGACCGCAGGAUGCACCACGGGGCCGCGGUCAUGGGCAACAAGCUGUAUGUGACCGGCGGCCGGCGGCUGACGACCAACUGCACCAUCGAGGACUCGGCGGCCUUUGACUGCUACGACCCCCAGACGGACACCUGGACCUCCCAGGGGCAGCUGCCCCACCGGCUCUUUGACCACGCCUGCCUCAGUCUCCAGUGCAUACCCCACGCGCGCGCCUGCCCCUGAGGCGCGGACACCGCUGCCUCCUCAAGAUGCCUCAGAGGACAAGAUGCUGCAGAGGACAGCACCCCAGCUCCCAAGAGCUGAGCAGAGAAGGAUGCAGGGAGCCUCGCAGGACUGAGAGUCCCUGAGUGGGAGGCCAGGGGACCGAGAAACAGACCUAUUAUUGGCAGAACAGUGUGUGU
Messenger RNA from Talpa occidentalis (Iberian mole), 2362 nucleotides. It is a transcript of the gene KLHL38, whose product is annotated as kelch like family member 38. Gene Ontology annotation, molecular function: protein binding. The record is from RefSeq and is a predicted model, not a curated record. The coding region runs from base 435 to 2183 and encodes 582 amino acids. NCBI's taxonomy places the organism in Eukaryota, Metazoa, Chordata, Mammalia, Eulipotyphla, Talpidae. The transcript has 4 exons.